Molecule: messenger RNA, 2618 nt
Organism: Osmerus eperlanus (European smelt)
Lineage: Eukaryota; Metazoa; Chordata; Actinopteri; Osmeriformes; Osmeridae
Gene: cnn1b
Product: calponin 1, basic, smooth muscle, b
Exons: 7
Coding region: 225-1121 (298 amino acids)
Biological process (GO): actomyosin structure organization; actin filament organization
Cellular component (GO): actin cytoskeleton
Molecular function (GO): actin filament binding
Source: RefSeq, a predicted model, not a curated record
AGAUUCAGAAAAGUGUCGGAAAGUGGUCCAAAAGCCUCAGCAGAGCGAAUACUACGACAAAAGGAUCCCAACACAGGCUGCUUGUAACGUCUGAGGAUCUGUCAGGUCCACAGCAGUCCAGAGGAACGCAGGACUUUGUGAUUUUUUUUCCUGCGGGGAACAGAGAGGUGUAACUUCUCAAUUUUUAAAGGUCUCUUCUCCACUGUGAAUAACCAAAGUGUACAAUGACAACCCAUUUUAGGAGCGGCCCAAGCUUCGGACUAUCAGCAGAGGUCAAAAGCAAGCUAGCAGGGAAGUAUGACCCCCAGAAGGAGGAAGAGCUGAGGCUGUGGAUCCAGGACGUGACUGGUCGGAGGAUUGGAGACAACUUCAUGGAGAGUCUGAAGGAUGGAGUCCAACUCUGCGAACUCAUCAACACUCUGCAGCCAGGGUCUGUAAGAAAAAUAAACAACUCCCCUCAGAACUGGCACCAGUUGGAAAACAUUAGCAAUUUUGUGCGUGCAAUCACAGACUAUGGGAUGAAACCUCACGACAUCUUUGAGGCCAACGAUCUAUUUGAGAACACCAACUACACUCAGGUCCAGAGCACUCUCAUCACCCUCGCUGGCAUCGCCAAGUCCAAAGGUUUCCACUCCAAGUACGACCUUGGCGUGAAGUAUGCAGAGAAACAGCAGCGCCACUUUGCCCCUGAGAAGAAUAAGGAGGGACGCAAUGUCAUCGGCCUACAGAUGGGCACCAACAAGUUUGCCAGCCAGAAGGGCAUGACCUCCUACGGAACACGACGCCACCUGUAUGACCCCAAGACUGGCAUGGAGAACCCCUUGGACCAGGCCACCAUAAGCCUGCAGAUGGGCACCAACAAGGGUGCCAACCAGUCUGGCAUGACAGCCCCAGGUACCAGGAGACACAUCUUUGAUAAGAAGCUGGAUCUGGAGAACUGUGACACCAGCACUGUCUCCCUGCAGAUGGGCACCAACAAGAUGGCGUCCCAGCAGGGCAUGACCUCCUAUGGCCAGCCACGGCAGGUCUACGACAACAAGUACUGCUCCAGCCCUGGUGACGAGAUAGACAAUGGAGAGGGCGUGGCCGAGUUUGACGGAUACCACCACUACUCUGACUGAACGGGACCAGACAGAGGACAGAAUUAACCCCCGCCCCCCCCCCUCCCCGGCUCCCUCUCCCUGCAAUGUAGCGGCCUGCAAAAAACAACCCCCUCCUCCCAACCUAGCAAGACCCCCUCCCGUACCGUCACUGAUUGUUGAAGUCAUAGCCAUCUUCCUGCCUGGUUGUUUUGAAACCCUUUUACUUUUUGCUCUUUUUUUCUUAUUUGUUCCGUCUGGUGCAUGGGAUUGAUUUAUAGUAUUUGCAAAUAUGAUAUCGAUGUUGGCAAGCCUAACUCCCCUCCUUUGUCUUUUGUAUUUGAUAUGGUGACCACCAUAAAGGUUUUUUUGAUAAGCCCAAAAAUUUGAUAUUUAUAGAUGUUUUUUAUAUUUAAUUGUGUUACAGCUGUAGAUGCCCCAUUCUACAGUGAACAUAAAGAAAACUGAAAAAUCCAAGAGAAAAAAAUAAAUGAUUGACUUGGUGCUGUUUACCUUUUAUUUUUAUUUUUCUUUAAAAAAAAAGUCCUUGUCCACAUUGGAAUAUUCAAGGCUCCAGAACUCUCCAUGAGUUCUGUUGUGGAAUCUUCUGGAGAGUGAGAAAGAGUAGGACUAGUGGACUAGUAUCUACAAGUGGACUAUGCUGGUCCAUGCAUCUGGUAUCUCUUCUGGAGCCCACACAGGCACUUUGUCCUAGCACUGUUUUGAUAACAUUAGUAGAUGGACUAUCUGCAACAUUAUUUCUAUUCUUGAUAUGAUCAAACCUUUCUGCAAUUUUUGUAAAAUUAGGUUUCUUGAGCUUGGAGUUAUGUCACGAGUACAGUCUGCCACCAUGGUGGCUUUAUCGCCUCAUCACCUACCUUGAACAGUAUACACAUUCAGUUUAAUUUGGGUUUCCAGUACUCUGUAAAGACUCUACACUCUUGUGUAGUAUUAGCUAGUAUUUUAGGCUCCAUAUUUCCCAAGAGCACUUAGCUUUUGUAUCUGUUUUCACUUCCAACUUAAUGCACAUGCACAUGGCUAGUAUACCAAAGGGCAAGCAGGCUAUAUUGCUUACUUGACAAAAUGUUGCCUAAAGAAAAUGCCAGAACUUAAUGGCAGAUUAUAUAGUCUGAUUUCUGUUUCCUGUAUCAUGACGUGACAUUUUUGCCCACCGCUUGUCUUGAAUGUUUUAAGAUAAUUAGACGAUGCCGGGUGCUAUUGAUAUCGACAAGUUGAUAUUGUAUUGGUGAUUGCCAUCUUUCAGAAGGCAAUGAAUCAUCAUGUACCUUUUUACUUACAUUUUCAGAUGCAAUGAACAGAAUAUACAGCAAGCUAAACAAUGUAUAUGAAAGUUGAGUUGCAACUCCUUGCUGGGAAAUGUUUCUUAUUGAUGCAUGACGUCUUGUGGCCUUGAUUGAAAUUCUCUUAAAAGCCAAGACCUUGUUUUCCCCAAAAAGGAACCGUUCAAAAGCAACAAACUGUUCCAGAAACAUCCAUGUGUCUUUAAUGAUAAGAUAAUAAAUUAACCUGUCCAGUGCA